Messenger RNA from Laccaria bicolor S238N-H82, 480 nucleotides. RefSeq lists its product as uncharacterized. The coding region runs from base 1 to 480 and encodes 159 amino acids. The transcript has 2 exons. The record is from RefSeq and is a predicted model, not a curated record. NCBI's taxonomy places the organism in Eukaryota, Fungi, Basidiomycota, Agaricomycetes, Agaricales, Hydnangiaceae.
AUGGCUUUCACAUACCGAAACAGCCCCGUCGUCCCCACCGACAUCAUCACCUACAAGCAUGCCGGGAAACUUGUAUACGUGAAGCCCGCGGAAAAUUACGAGCUAGCGCUUGACUUUGCUCAAAAAGAAUUCCCAGAAGAGUUGGCACAUAUACCACGAGACAGAAUAAUGUUCACCAUAAGUGUCAACGUCCAGGGAGAGCGGCGGCAUGUGCGGAUAUCUGAGAGCGCGUGGACAGGGACCGUCGGACGCCUUUUGAGAGGGGAAGUCAUCGAUGUUGGUCUCAGACCAGAUCCAUCAGCAGUCAUCCCGCCGCCUCAGUAUCUCGAAAUCCCAUCGAAAGAACCGGCCGUUGCGCAGCCGAGAUCUGUACGCCACUCGCGAUCGACACCUUCGUCACGACAGCACUCGCCGACGCCAUCGAGUCAGAGCGAUAAAGGCGGCUCGACGAGGAUACGGUCGUGGUUUGGCGGAAAAUGA